Messenger RNA from Aphidius gifuensis, 4001 nucleotides. RefSeq names its product KN motif and ankyrin repeat domain-containing protein 2 (gene Kank). The transcript is spliced from 10 exons. Gene Ontology annotation, cellular component: cytoskeleton; cytoplasm. Bases 369 to 3584 code for a protein of 1071 amino acids. Lineage: Eukaryota; Metazoa; Arthropoda; Insecta; Hymenoptera; Braconidae. Gene Ontology annotation, biological process: negative regulation of actin filament polymerization. Gene Ontology annotation, molecular function: protein binding. The record is from RefSeq and is a predicted model, not a curated record.
GAGAGUCGCGCAUUGGAACUCAAACUAUCCGCACAAUAAAUUUUUUUUUUUUUUUUUUUUUUUAUUUUUAAUUUACAAUAUUUUCAUUCAUAAAAUAUUGUAUUAUUUUUUGUGAUUAUAUUUAUAGUGAAGUUUAUAAAUUACUAAUUUUUAUUUUUAAAUUUUUUGGAGUAUUGUUUGUGUUGCAGUCAUUAUUUAAUUUGUUUUUGUGAAAUUUUUUUAAUUACGAUAAAAUAUAUUUAUACUGUGUCAAUUUAUAAAUAAUUAUUUUAUUCAUUAUAAUAUCAAGGAUAAUUAUUUAUGAUGAUAAUUAAGUUUUACAAAUGAUGAAUUUUUAAAUAAGGAAGCUGAAAAAAUAUCCUGACGAAAUGGCACUGACCGUAUCCUCACCCCGUAUUUUCAACGGAAACGUGGGAAAACAAAUUUACAAUUCUGGAUCUGGUACAACACCAACUGGCUCAAAAUGUAACUGUUGUCCUUAUGGUUAUCAUAUUGAUUUGGAUUUUGUUGAAUAUUGUGAAGCUGUUGCUGCUGAUAGUGCUGGUGAUAAAUCAACAAUUGAAAGACGUAAAAAACGUGAACGACGUAGACAAUGUCAAUCAAUGGAAAUUUUACUUGGCUUGGUUGAUCCACUAUCUGAUUUUGAACAUGAACUAUCAGAAGUAUCUCAAGAUAAAUUUUCACAUGAAAAUAGAGUAAUGACUCUACCAAGACCUGGUCAAAAUAACAAAUCAAAUUAUGAUAAUUAUAAUCAACACUCAGCAGCACUGGAUUUAAGUGAUGUUGUUGGUGAUUUUGAAGCUACCCUAAAACGUCUAUCAAAGCCAAAAAAAAUUAAUGAAUCAAAAUUACAGCCAGAAAAUUUUACAGAUGGAACACACACGACAAGUCCAAUACAAAUUCCAGCUCAUGGAGACAUAUCCACUGACUUUGACAGUGCAAGUAUUGCAAGUGGAAAUUCAAAUCUCAGUACUGGUACUCUUCAUAAUAUUAGAGACCAAAUGGCAGCAUCAUUAGAACGAAUGCGUGAACUUGAAGAACAAGUUAAAGCAAUUCCAAUGCUGCAGGUUCAAGUAUCAGUAUUGAAAGAAGAAAAAAGAAUUUUGCAAAGACUCGUUGAAGGUUUCAAUAGAACACGAUUAAAUGACGAAAUAAAUUAUCGUUUUCAUAAUAAUCAAUCAAACAAUGAUAAAGCAACAAUUAAAAGUCCAUGUGAAACAAGAGAUAUGGGUGUUAUGUGUGAAGUAGCAACAAGGGAUGUUGGUAUAUCUCAUCAACAGGUGGGAACACGUGAUGUUGGUAUGGUUACAAGUACACCAAUAAAUAAAAAUAUUGAUUUAACAAUUUUAAAUAUAGACGAAAAUAAUUUAAAUAAAAAUAAAAAAAAAACAUGUAAUAAUUUAAGUACAAAAUUUGCAACAAUAAAUGACAUGUCAAGUUUAUCAAUAUUAUCAAAAGAAAUACCAAAAAUUGAUUUAAAAAUUGGUCCAAUGAGAGUUGAUAAUAUAUGGCCAAAUAAAUGUAAUUCAAAAGAUUUUUCAACAAAUACAGAUUCACCAUUAAUUAAAAAACAAAUUUUAUCACGUAGUGAUUAUUUAUUUGAAGAAAUAUUACCAACAAUUGAUAUUAAAAAAUUAAAUACACGUAAUUUUGGUACAACAACUGAUUUAAAAUUAAACGAUAUUAAAACAAAUGAUGAUAUUGAAAAUCAUAUUAAAUUAUACAAAAAUAAUAAUGUAAUAAUUAAAAAAAAUUCAUCAAUUAAAUCUACACAAUGUGAUAAUGAUGAAUUUAUAAAAAAAAUAAAAAUGAAAAAUAAAGAAAUACAAGUUACUGAACCAUUUAAAAUGCGUACAAAUGUUGGAAUAACAGUUAAACCAAGAACAUGUGAAAUUGGUACUGAUGUUAUAACCCCACCAGGUACAAGAACAAUUGGAAUUGGUCCAGAUCCAGUACAAUCAAUACAAUCAAUAUCACUUAAUUCAAUGAAUUUACGUAGUCAUUCAUUUAAUUAUGGUGAUAAAAAUAUUGUUAAAAAAAAAACAAUGAAAUCAAUUGGUAUUGGUGUUGAUAAUUUAAUUAAAACAAAUAUUAAAAGUACUGAUACAUCCGAUUUAUUACCUAAAAAACGUGAAUUUGGUACAUCACCAAUGAAAAAAAAAUACAUUGAUGUAUCAGUUGGUGAUUCAUUAAAAUCACAUAUUGAAAUAUCAUGUGCUGCAAAUUAUUGUGAUAAUUGUAAAGAAACAAUUAAAUCAAUUGCAAAACAAUUAGAUAAUAAUAAUUGUUUUAAUUAUAUUGAUAAUACAAAUAAAAAAUUAAUAAAUGAUGAAGAAAAAAUUAAUGAUGUACAAAAUACAAGUCAAAUAAUAACAUCAAAAAUACCAAGACCAUCAAAUAUAUUAUUAAAUAAUUUACAAGAUGUUAGAAAACAAUUUAAACGACAAGAUACAUAUACUAAAAUUCCAACUGGUAUUAUUCGUUAUGAUGCUGAUAAUAAAGAUACAUACAAUUCAAAUAACAAACAUCAACAACAGACAGAAACAACAGAAGAAAUACAUGUUGAAAAAAAAGAAUCUAAAAAUAUAUCAACAACAGAACAUAAAAUAAUGUUAAAUGAUGAAAAAAAAUCUCAACCAGAAACAUCAUUUGAGCCAAUACGUGAUAAAUUACGUAUUAAAAAUGAACCAACAAAAGAAAUGCGUGCAGCAAUUAAAGUAUUAAAUGAUAAUCUUAAAAAAUCACCAAAUAAAAAUAUAUCAAAUCAAACUAAAAAUGCAAUAAAUGUUAUACAACAAGAAUGGUUUAAAAUAUCAAGUACAGCAACAGCAAAUCCUCAUGAUGUUGAAGAUUAUUUAGAUUGUUUUGAGGAGUAUUCAAAUUAUUUACUUGAACAUAUUGUAAAUAUGUCUGAUACAAGUGGUAAUACAGCAAUGCAUUAUGCUGUAUCACAUGGUAAUUUUGAUGUUGUAUCAAUAUUAUUAGAUUCAAAAGUAUGUGAUAUUAAUAAAGCAAAUAUUGCUGGUUAUACUGCUGUUAUGUUGGCAGCACUGGCUGAAGUUAAAAAUUCAACUCAUUCAUCAGUUGCAAAUAGAUUAUUUCAAAUGGCUGAUGUUAAUAUAAGAGCAAAAUUGCAUGGACAAACUGCAUUGAUGUUAGCAGUAUCACAUGGUCGUAAAGAUAUGACAAAAUUAUUGUUAGAUGCUGGUGCUGCUAUUAAUAUACAAGAUGAAGAUGGUAGUACAGCAUUAAUGUGUGCUGCUGAACAUGGACAUGUUGAUAUUGUACGUCUUUUAUUAGCUCAUACUGAUUGUGAUUCAUCAAUUGUUGAUAUUGAUGGUAGUUCAGCAUUAAAAAUUGCACUUGAAGCUGGUAAUCGUGAUAUUGGAAUACUUUUAUAUGCUCAUGAACAUGUUAAUAGAGGUACUAGUCCAUUUUCAUCAAUGAGACGAAGUAGCAGAAGAGGAUCAAAACCUACAACACCAACUGGACCAUCACCAUCAGCACCAGCUAGUCCAGCACCUGCACGAAGAUUUCAUUCAUCUAAUGCAUCACUUAAUAUUUCUAAAUAUCCAGGAAAGUAAGAAACAAUAAUACUUUCUUUUUCAAUGUUACUUAAAUAAUAUUUUUUAACAAUUGGCAGUGUUUAUUUUUAUAUGUAAAUUAAUAUUUAUGAAAAAUUAUUUUAAAUUGUAUAAAUUAUUUUAUUUUAAACUAAUCAUUUUAUCAAUUUUUGAAAAAAUGAAUAUAUUAGUUUAUCAAGGUGCUGAAAAUUUAUUUAUUUCUUUCUUUUUUUUUUUUUUUUUGUUAAAUUAUUAAAUUUAGUAUUUUUUUGAAUAAAAAAAAUUCUGGAAUAAUAGAAAUUAAAAAUUUUAAAUUCAUCUUCAGGUAUAAAGUCUUCCAGAAAUUAAAUUUGAAAAAAAAAAUUAGUAAAUCUGAUGAUACAUUGGUAAAUAUUGGAAAUGAAAAAAAAAAAAUUAAACAUGAAAAAAAAAAAAAAA